GAUUGUCUUUUAUAAAUAUUGCGUCCAAGGGCUAGUGCAUGAGAUGGUAUUAAGAAGAAUUGGUGAGAAAAGGUAGCAUGAAAAAGUGUAGAAAGGUUUAUUUGGUGUAACACGAGUCAAAAAGUUCAUGCAAAAGCAGAAUCUAUAACCUGCAACGUUUGCUCUGCUCCUUGUUCAUCUUGUAUGCACCUUAGUAUAGCUCAAAUGGGAUUAAAAAGGGACGACUUUUCCAAUGAAACUGAUCCUGUUGCUGUGGCAAGUCUGCACUCUAUCAACAAGGAUAAAACAGGUGAUAGCUUACAACAUACCCAGCGUGAAGCAAGCAAUUUACUCUGUGUCAAUUCAAAUCAUGAUUCUUACUCGGAACAUAUAGAAACUAAAGCAACUAUAAGGCCAUCUGGUGUAUUUGAUGAACUAGAAGAUGUUGGGAUUCAAAGGACCUUCUCAAAUAAAUAUGAUGGUUUCAAGAGUGUUGAAGUCCAUGAUGAUAAUAUUUCGUGUGCUAGUAGAGCCAGUGAUGCAAAUAACAAGGAUUUAGAUAUUAAGGAUUCAUCUCAUAGUUCAUUGUCGGUUUGUAGUUUAGGAUCCGAAAAGGUGCUCUCUUCCCAGAAGCUAGACUUGUCCGAACUUCUUUCCAUAAAGGAGGAAGAUGCUAGUAGUAGUUCACCGAGGAUACAAAGUCCAUAUUCUCACUCUCAAAGUGGCAAAGUCUCUAUUGGAGGCAGUUCUGAGAUAUCUGCCAAAAUUCAUAAGUGCGAAGCAGAUAUCGACAAAAAUAGUGGUGUCCCACUAGGUAAUGGUGGUAAAAGUUUGAAUGAAGAUGGGCAAGAUGAGUCGACUGGGUUUGUUGAACUACCUGACAAGGAGGAGUUUCCUUUGCAAGCACUUUCUUUAGAUGUGGGUUAUGAAUCAGAUGCUUCAGAAGAUGUUAAAGUAUGUGAUAUUUGUGGGGAUGCUGGACAAGAAGAUUUGCUUGCUAUAUGUAGCAAGUGCUCUGAUGGGGCAGAGCACACUUAUUGUAUGCGAGAAAUGCUUCAGAAAGUUCCCAAAGGUUAUUGGCUUUGUGAAGAAUGCAAGCUUGUUGAGGAGACUGAAAACCAAAAGCAAGGUUUGAAUGUUGAAGGAGAAAAAGCAAACAAAGGUGGCUCAACUAUGCAAAGCUUAGCUAAGAGGCAUGUUGAAAAUCUAGAGAGUGCUUUAGCUCUGAAACAGAAGGCUGUUGAAACAAGUAUGGGAUCACCAGAACCAUUGAGCCCUAAUAGAGUAUCUGCAUUGUCCCGAGAGGAUUCAUCGAAGGACUUAGACAAGGGGAAAGUGAAGCCAUAUCUGCAAAAUUCUUUUGGAAACCAUUCUGGUAAUGAUAUGCCAGAAACUGUACGUUCUCCUUCUGGUACACAACUACAAGCACCAAAGGGUGCCUCAUUUAAAUCCAAUUCAUUCAAUAGUUUAAACUCCAAACACAAAGUGAAGCUUGUAGAUGAAGUUAUACUUCAGAAACAGAAAAGUUAUAGAGAAUAUGAAUCCCUUGAUAGCAGGGAGGAAUUUGGUAGAAUGAUGGACAAAUCCUUGUCAUUUAAAUCCACUAACUCAGGAAAGUUGAAUACCGAGGAAUCAAAGUUUAAAAGGCUAUCAUCUAAACAUCUACAUGUUCAAGAUCAGAAAGGAUCAAAGAUAGAUAGUGAGCAGAUAUCAUUAGAGAGGAAAAGUUCCUCAAAGUUGGAUCACUCUGGUUCUACUGUCUCCAUACCCAAGGUUGAUAAGAAACUGACACCUCGUGCUGACUUAAUUUUCCAUUCAUCUGCAAGCAACUACAAAGAAACUAAGGCUGCUCAGUCUGAUGGAAAACAAAGUACUUUAUCGAAAUCUACCAGCAAUCUAGAUCGCGAAGGUGUAGAAAGUGCAGUUACUUCUGAUGUUGUUGUUCCAUCAACCGAUGGAUGUAUUUCUUUUGAACAGAAAUUAAACCAACUAAACCGGAUGGAGAAACCGACAUCAAGUUCUUCAUGGACAGCUGAGAAGCAACAUAAUAAUUUUAAUGGAGUUAUGUCAGAUGAGCCAUCUCUGUCGUUAGAUUCAACAAACCAGAGUGAGAAAUCUAGGGAGAGCUCUGUUAGUCGCUCCUCAAAAAUUGUUUCAUGUCUAAAAUGCAAAGAAAUGAGUCAUACAGUUGACUAUUGUCCAGUUUCUAAGGCCUCUGGUGCUGAUCAGUCUGAUCCAAGGACAUCUAGGGAGGACAUAUAUAAAGGCAAUAAGUUGAAAGCUGCUAUUGAAGCAGCUAUCCGUUUGAGGCCUGGAAUACGUGACAGAGCAUCUCAUGUUCCAUCAUCAAUUUCUAGUAAGACAAAGAAUACGAUUCCUGUUGAAGGUAUACAUGAAAGGCAAAAAAGUCUUCGUAAUCAGGCUUCCAUUGGUAAUAUCAAGCAGCUUAAUUCACAUUCCACUGAUGCUGUCUCUGCGGUUUCGUCUGUUGUCAAUCUUUCAAUGACAGAGAUAUUCAUCCCUCCUUUAGCCCUGGGGUCUGCUGUCUCAAAGAGUUCUGCCAUCCCGGAACAUGAAUACAUCUGGCAGGGGGCUUUUGAGGUGCAUAAAAGUGGAAAACUUCCAGGGUUUUCUGCUGAAAUUCAAGCCCAUCUCUCAACAAUUGCAUCACCUAAAGUGCUUGAAGUUGUCAACUCUUUUCCUCACAAAGUUUCCUUGGAUGAAGUACCUCGCUUGAGCACUUGGCCGACACACUUUCAUGACAGUGGUCCUAAAGAAAAUAAUAUAGCUCUAUAUUUCUUUGCCAAGGACCGUGAAAGUUAUGAGAACUACAAGGUCCUUUUGGAUACCAUGGUCAAGAAUGACUUCGCUCUCAAGGGAGCUUUUGAAGGUGUUGAACUUUUGAUAAUCCCAUCCAACCAACUUCCUGAAAAUUGCCAGCGGUGGAAUGCAUUAUUAUUCCUUUGGGGCGUUUUCAAGGGAAGAAGAGCAAACUCUUCUAGUUCCAUAAAGAGUGUAAGCAAUCCUGAAGCAAGUAUGAUAUAUUUGGGGAGGGAGAUAGUUGAUAUCUCUCAGCUGGCAGAUAAUAAAUCAGCUGCAUGUGAUGGUACAUGCAAUGUAGUCCCAGUAACCAGUGCUGUUGAAAAAGCAUGUAUCUCAACAGCUAGAGUUGGUGAUAAUCAGGGAUAUGCAGGAAUAAAAGCUAAAUUGGAGGAGCAAGAUAGUAAAGUUGACACCAAAAUCUUGCCAAGAAUUGCAACAAGCAGCACACAGGUGCUUCCAGAAACAAAAUGCAAUAGUCCUCCUCAGGUAGAGAGCAAAGUUCCAGAUUGUAGAUCCGACACAGAUCUCAAACCUAGCCUUCGGGCUACUGAAACCAAUAGUGGUUCUGUCAGAGUUGAGAAAGAGGAAAUGCAUGUCCAAGAAGAUUAUCCAUUUUCAAAAAAUUGCCCGACUGAAAAGCAAAUUGCAGUUGUGGUAGGGGAAAUUGAUGGUGAUUCUGUUAGAAUUAGGGAUCCGAUAGAUAAUGUGGGUGCCAAUGGAAAAACUUCUGCAAAGAGAUAUCUUGAUUGUUUGCAACCGAAUAAUAGGAAACGCACGUACUUGGAUCUUACAGAAACGGUUCCAGAAAUUUGUACCGAUACAAGUAAAAAAUUGUCAUGGAGUGAGGUGAAGAGAGCUUCUAUAGGUGAAGGAAGCGAUAAUAGAAUGCUGAAGACAGGUUUCAGUGGGAUAAAUCAAUUUAACAGUAUUAGAGAUCAAGGUCCUUCCGGUUAUAGUUUAGCGUCAGAUAGACAAGAUCUCUGUGUUCCGCCUCUUCUGUCGAAGAGAAGAAAUGAGACAUUGUUUGUGAAAACAAAGUUAUCCCCAAUGACAUUGGAAGUAGCGAAGGGUGUUUCUAUCCCGUGGUUUCACAUCAUGCAAGGGAACUUCAGUUGGGGGACAACUCUAAACCGUGGAAGGAGCUCUCCAUAAAAGACAAGGACCGAGUUCACGACACAUCUCCUAAUCUGAAGCUGGCUUUAGGGGCUGAGACUAUACCACAAAACAGAGGGAUCUUGCCUUUCGUUGUUGGAACAGUAGACGACAAGAUAACCGGAAAAGAAAAGGAUGAUGAUGUAUCUGCCUCACUUUCCCUUUCCCUCUCAUUUCCAUUUCCAUUUCCAUGUCCAGAAAAGGAAUAGAAUUGCCCAGUCGGAUUCCAGACCGAUCAGCUCAUGUCCGGAAGGCAUGCUGGGAAUACUACCACUGCUGAUGUAUGGAGGGUGGGCCUAAGUCGUUUAAUUAGACAAGGCGAGAAAAUGUGGUAAAAAUUACAAGCCGGUGCUUUCUUUUCAUGAGGUUUGAAGAAGACAAUCAAA
Messenger RNA from Hibiscus syriacus, 4340 nucleotides. RefSeq lists its product as uncharacterized. The transcript has 11 exons. The record is from RefSeq and is a predicted model, not a curated record. Bases 184 to 3954 code for a protein of 1256 amino acids. Lineage: Eukaryota; Viridiplantae; Streptophyta; Magnoliopsida; Malvales; Malvaceae.